Messenger RNA from Cajanus cajan (pigeon pea), 847 nucleotides. RefSeq names its product DNA-directed RNA polymerases II and IV subunit 5A. The record is from RefSeq and is a predicted model, not a curated record. Gene Ontology annotation, biological process: transcription elongation by RNA polymerase I; transcription by RNA polymerase II; tRNA transcription by RNA polymerase III. Lineage: Eukaryota; Viridiplantae; Streptophyta; Magnoliopsida; Fabales; Fabaceae. Gene Ontology annotation, cellular component: RNA polymerase III complex; RNA polymerase II, core complex; RNA polymerase I complex. Gene Ontology annotation, molecular function: DNA binding.
AAGGACGCUAGGGCUAAAAAGAGUGGGAAGAAAGGAAUAGUGGUGUGGCGGUGGCGAAAGAAUGGUGCUUCUGGAGGAAGAAAUCGGGAGGCUGUACCGCAUAAGGAAGACGGUGAUGCAGAUGCUGAGGGACAGAGGGUACCUGGUGGGGGACUUCGAGAUCAACAUGUCCAAGCACGACUUCAAGUCAAAGUACGGCGAAAACAUGAAGCGCGAGGAUCUCGUCAUCAACAAGUCCAAGAAGGACAACUCCGGCGACCAGAUCUACGUCUUCUUCCCGGAGGAGGUCAAGGUCGGCGUCAAAACCAUGAAGACCUACACCAACCGCAUGAACUCCGAGAACGUCUACAGAGCCAUCCUCGUUCUUCAGACCAACCUCACUCCCUUCGCUAGAACCUGCAUCAGCGAAAUCUCUUCCAGAUUUCACUUGGAGGUUUUUCAGGAGGCGGAACUGCUGGUGAACAUUAAAGAGCACGUGCUUGUCCCCGAACACCAGGUUCUCACCGACGCGGAGAAGAAAACCUUGCUUGAGAGAUACACUGUUAAAGAAACUCAGCUACCUAGGAUUCAGGUGACAGAUCCUGUUGCAAGGUAUUAUGGACUGAAGCGUGGACAAGUUGUCAAGAUAAUCCGGCCAAGUGAAACUGCUGGCAGAUAUGUUACGUACCGAUUUGUUGUAUAAGAAUUUUCUUUAACUUGAUUUAGAAGAGGUGAAAUGUGUGAUUUGUCGAAAUGGUGUAUAGGGAGAAACUCUUGAUUUACAAGAGGUGACAUGUGCGAUUGUUGAAACUUUUGGAAUCAAAAAUAUAUAUUUAUAUCGUAAUUGACUGGCUUCUGUUGUUUUUGA